GCAGCAGCGGCAGCAGCAGCGGCAGAGGCAGCGGCAGUGGCGGCGGUGGCGGCGGUGGCAGUGGUGGAUCGGGGGGAGGGGGGGCCCCGGCGCGCGUCUGUUUGUAAGAUCCAUACUGAAGCCGCGUCCGACCCCCUCCACCGAGACCCCACCCCACCCAGGACCCCAACCCACCCCCCCGCACACGCCCCCCCACGCGACCCAGCCUCAUAGGGCACCCGCCAGGCAACCAAGAAGAUUACCCCCCUUUGCCCUCUCUCCCACCCACCCCCCAAAAAGAGAAGAUCCCCUCCUCUGGCCCACCCCUUCCCCUUUUCCCUCUCUCCUCCCCCCGAACUUUCCCUCUCGCAUGCUUUUCCCCUGCACCACGGAUCGCCUCUCGGAUGCCGCUCGCCUGGAAGCUGCGUUAGGAGAGAGCGGCGGCGGCGGCGGCGGUGGCGGCGGCGGCAGCUCGGGAGUGCUAUGACCGGCAAACUCGCCGAGAAGCUGCCGGUGACCAUGAGCAGUUUGCUAAACCAACUGCCUGACAAUCUGUACCCCGAGGAGAUCCCCAGCGCACUCAACCUCUUCUCCGGCAGCAGCGAUUCCGUAGCCCAUUACAAUCAGAUGGCUACAGAGAAUGUGAUGGACAUCGGCCUGACCAACGAGAAGCCCAACCCGGAACUCUCUUAUUCGGGCUCCUUUCAGCCAGCUCCCGGCAACAAGACCGUGACCUACUUGGGAAAGUUCGCCUUCGACUCCCCUUCUAACUGGUGCCAGGACAACAUCAUUAGCCUCAUGAGCGCCGGCAUCUUGGGGGUGCCCCCGGCCUCAGGGGCACUCAGCACGCAGACCUCCACGGCCAGCAUGGUGCAGCCACCUCAGGGCGACGUGGAGGCCAUGUACCCGGCGCUCCCCCCCUAUUCUAACUGCAGUGAUCUCUACUCAGAGCCUGUGUCUUUCCACGACCCCCAGGGCAACCCUGGGCUCGCCUAUUCCCCCCAGGAUUAUCAAUCGGCCAAGCCGGCCUUGGACAGCAAUCUCUUCCCCAUGAUUCCUGACUACAAUCUCUACCACCACCCCAGCGACAUGGGCUCUAUUCCGGAGCACAAGCCCUUCCAGGGCAUGGACCCCAUCCGAGUCAACCCGCCCCCUAUCACCCCCCUGGAGACCAUCAAGGCAUUCAAAGACAAGCAGAUCCACCCAGGCUUCGGCAGCCUGCCCCAGCCGCCGCUCACACUCAAGCCCAUCCGGCCCCGCAAGUACCCCAACCGACCCAGCAAGACCCCACUCCACGAGCGGCCCCACGCGUGUCCGGCGGAGGGCUGCGACCGCCGUUUCAGCCGCUCGGACGAGCUGACGCGGCACCUGCGCAUCCACACGGGCCACAAGCCCUUCCAGUGCCGGAUCUGCAUGCGGAGCUUCAGCCGCAGCGACCACCUCACCACUCACAUCCGCACGCAUACGGGCGAGAAGCCCUUUGCCUGCGAGUUCUGCGGGCGCAAGUUUGCGCGCAGCGACGAGCGCAAGCGCCACGCCAAGAUCCACCUCAAGCAAAAGGAGAAGAAGGCGGAGAAGGGGGUGGCGCCUUCUGCGUCCUCAGCGCCCCCCGUGACCCUGGCCCCCGUGGUCACCACCUGUGCCUGAGGCUCGGGCCCCCAGAUUCCCACAUUUCCCCUCCAGUGUCUCCCUGCUGCUGCCCUGAAAGCAGCGGGAGAGCUCGCCACGGAGGCGCAGGGGCCGCACUUGGGCCUCUCCAUGGACAUAAGGCUCCUCGUCACUCUUGGACGUCCCCGGUUUCCACCCUUUCACACCGGCCAACAGUCGGGGGCCAGGGCAGGAGGCGCCUUCCUCUCGCUGUCUCCCACCCACUUUAGCCACGGCGUGGAGGGGGAAAGAGUGGCGUCUAGCCCGCCUCGUUCAGUUCGGAUCGUCUUGAUCCAGGGGCCGCGGGGGGCGAGUGGGGGCCACACCAAGGACUUGCGGGGGACUGAAGGCGGGGCCCACCCAAACCUCGCCUGACCUAAGCACCUCAAUGGUCCCGUACGUCUCCCUCGGUUCCCCCUCGAAGACCUGAGAGAGGGGAGAGGGUAAGAAGCGCACCAAAGCGCAGAGCUUGCUGCCUGCCGCACGCACGCCUGCGCGUGAGUGUGCGUGCUCGCGUGAGCGUGUGUGUGUGUGUGUGUGUGUGUGUGUGUGUGUGUGUGUCAGACUCUUGAGCUGAACUGGGCUAUGUGCACCCCAAACUCUUCCCCACAUCGAGUCCCCAGGCCUCUGGGGGGACUGUCCCAGGCUGGGUGCCUGCACGCGGCCAGAUGAGACGGGUCUUCCAUCUGCUCAGAAAUAAUGUUUCUUACAGAAAUGCCUCGGAUGCCACCGCGGCGGUGUGGCUACCGCCCCUUAAGCUUUGGCCCCUCAGAACCCCACUUUUUCCGAGCACUUCCCUAUUAGGCCUCAGAGCAGUUUGAUCUGCAGGGAGAAGGAGCAGCUAUCACUGAACCUGCCUUUUUUAAAAAUGUAUUUCCUCAGCCUCACUUUUAAAAAUCUAGGUCCUGAGUUUGCCCUCUGCCCUUCCCCCACCCUCUUCUCCCUUCUCCCCUCCAAGCCUUCUCCCAUCUCUUUCAAAAUCUUUUACCAGAAAGGCAGGCCUCAACCAGCCACCCCAUUUCACCAUCUUUUUGUUUUCUCUCACUCACAUAUUCUUCUUCCCAUUGGUGGUGGGAAAGCAGGCUCAUUUUUGCCCCUGGCCACCAAAUAGGUAGACUUCAAAUCUAUGUAUAUGGUGUGUCUGUGUGUGUGUGUGUGUGUGUGUGUACACACACGUACACAUACACAUACAUACAACACACACCACAAUACGAAUUCCUAGCAAAAUAAAAUCUCUAAGGUACUUGGCCAUCCAGUGCAGUGCACUGGAAUAAAGAGGAUUUGUAGGCAUAUACAUCUUUAAAUGAUUUAUUUUUUAUGAAAAUUUUAACUGAUGAAAUAUCUAUAUAUGUGUGUAUUAUGUAUGUAUAUAUAUAAAUCUAUGUAUGUAUGUAUACAUAUACACACAUACACAUCUCUGUCCAAAUUUUCCUUAAAAGAUAUGGGGAUUUUUGCAUUAAUCCAUGUUGAUUAAUGAGGUGUAUCUUUUUCAUACCCCAAUUUCACCUUCUUCCUGCCCUACCUCAACUCUUCUCAGGCACCCCUCCACCCCAGCCCUUCUCCACACAGGGGUGACUCUUUUGAAGUAUAGUAGUAGGGAAGGUUGCUCUCUGACACAGCUUCCAGCACAGUCCUGACUGAAUGUACUGUUCCCUAUUCCCAGUAUUUCUCCUGUGGUCAGUAAGCUGCCCAGAGAGAAGGAACAAAGGUCUGGAGUUUACAGAAUGUCUGUUUUUAAAGUCACUUUAUGCAUUACCCACCUUUUUUUUUUUUAAAGAAAAAGAAAGCACUGUUUUUUCUUUGUUUUUUUGGUGGAGGAAAAAUAAUACUAAACGGAGUCCAGUGAAGGGGGGAAUCAAAGAGCAGGGGGAUUGUGGAUUUCCAGGUACUUGGACUUUUUGUAAAGGAGAGAGAAGAGAGGAUGAAGUUUGCCAGGAGGGCUCAUAUUUUUUCAGCUGAGGGGUAAAAUCUUUCUUUGCAGAGACAGUAUUUUGCUGAAUAGUUUUUAUAAUGUGAUGAUUAUUAAAAACAAAAUUUUGGUCACUUCAAAGCCAGAAGGAGGAAUCAAAUAUCCUUUAAUAUUUUUUCCUUGCUCCUCCUGGCUUAUGCAUGUCACUGCAUGAUAACUCUGAGUUUUCCUUUGUUUUAAUAAAACUGUUCUCAGACAUUUAAGCUAAACUAAGAGAAAAAAAUAACUUUGUUGCCAAAAGGUUGUGCUAUCCAGAUUUUUUAUAUGUCUGCAUGUUUUAAAAAAAAAACAGCAAAAGAAAAUGCACUCUAACUUAUGUGAACUGAGAGAAAAAAAUCAGGUUUUAAACAGGAAAACCUAUGGGGAAUGAUAUUUUUUGGAAGACUUUUGUAUAAAGUUGAGUACUUAGAAAAAAGACAAACCAGAUGUAAUAUAUUUUGUGGAUGUUUUUAUUUCUUGGAUUUAUAGUACCUUAUACUAAGGUUAAAAAAUAUGCUUGAUAUUGUGAAAAGGUGAAAUUCUUCACCAACAUUUCAUCUGCUCCAUUGUCACAUUGUUAUGCCAAUAUAAUAUAGUUAAUGAAAACAGCAUUUUUAAAAACUGAAAUAUUGAAAUGGUGUAAUGUUGUACCAUUUGCACUGUGAGCAAAUGCUAAUACAGUAAAUAUAUUGUGUUUGCUGACAAUCAGCCGGCCUAUAAAUCUCCUUAUUUUAUUCCUUGUUUUCAUAGCAUAAAGUUUUGGUUUGGCCUGUU
Messenger RNA from Myotis lucifugus (little brown bat), 4348 nucleotides. It is a transcript of the gene EGR3, whose product is annotated as early growth response 3. The record is from RefSeq and is a predicted model, not a curated record. Gene Ontology annotation, biological process: regulation of transcription by RNA polymerase II. Lineage: Eukaryota; Metazoa; Chordata; Mammalia; Chiroptera; Vespertilionidae. The coding region runs from base 463 to 1626 and encodes 387 amino acids. The transcript is spliced from 2 exons. Gene Ontology annotation, molecular function: DNA-binding transcription factor activity, RNA polymerase II-specific; RNA polymerase II cis-regulatory region sequence-specific DNA binding.